AUGACCCUCCCAGAGGACACCUCCUCGAGACUCGCAUCGCGGCGCCCUUCUGUGGCCUGCCCGCUGCUCGACUCGUGCCCAAAUGAGCUGCGCGAGCUGGACGCCGUCGAGGUCUUCUUCUCGCGCACCGCCCGGGACAACCGGCUGGGCUGCAUGUUCGUGCGCUGCGCGCCCUCCAGCCGCUACACGCUGCUGUUCUCGCACGGCAACGCGGUGGACCUGGGCCAGAUGUGCAGCUUCUACAUCGGCCUGGGCUCGCGCAUCAACUGCAACAUCUUCUCCUACGACUACUCGGGCUACGGCGUCAGCUCGGGCAAGCCCUCCGAGAAGAACCUGUACGCCGACAUCGACGCCGCCUGGCAGGCGCUGCGCACCCGGUACGGCGUGAGUCCUGAGAACAUCAUCCUGUACGGCCAGAGCAUCGGGACCGUCCCCACGGUGGACCUGGCCUCGCGUUACGAGUGUGCCGCAGUCAUCCUCCACUCGCCUCUGAUGUCAGGCUUGCGCGUGGCUUUUCCGGACACCAGGAAAACGUACUGCUUCGAUGCGUUCCCCAGCAUUGACAAGAUCUCUAAAGUCACCUCUCCUGUGUUGGUCAUCCACGGUACAGAGGACGAGGUCAUCGACUUCUCCCACGGCCUGGCCAUGUACGAGCGCUGUCCCCGAGCCGUGGAGCCCCUCUGGGUGGAAGGGGCCGGACACAACGACAUAGAACUUUACGCACAAUACCUGGACAGACUAAAACAGUUCAUAUCUCACGAACUGCCUAAUUCCUGAAGAAGGCGCCUUGAUCGUACCUCAUUUACUGCGAACACACGAGUCCUCUGUUUCGCACGUGCUUGAACUGGGCAGCGGUGACGGUGUGACAGCCACGGGGGAAGCGCCCGCCUUUCGGUGUUCCAAUCAAAUUGCUGAGGAGGUCCCAGCCUUCUGUAUCUGGAGGCGGCUCUCCUCGUUCCCACAGCACGCUAAACCGCACAUCUGUGGCAGCCAGCGUCCCCCGCCUGGCGGGAAGGGGGGAAUGGGAGCUGGGUGCCCGACGGUCGGUUUUCCCGUGCUGUGUGGGGAAUGCUCACGUCUGUCGCCCCGCUGUCCCCGCCGGUCACGGUUCCCUUAACGCAGGACUCAGCCCUCUCCCCACCAGUGUUCUCAGUAUUUGACACGCAGCUCUUUUUCCGGCCGCUGGAUUCAUGGGUUCGAUCCAUUUGUGAAGCUGUGAUUAGAAUACCACCGGAAAACUCGGGUGAUGAGAAUUCAUUCCUUUGCUAAGUUUCGUUCACAGGCUGAUCUCUUACCCCAAACAAACCAGCCCAAGGGUGAUUUACUGGAACGAUCAUGAACAGGUUCAUCCACUGGAACCAUGUGAACAUAACUGGAAUAUUCUUAAUCAAAAGGAAACUGGGGUUUUUUUAAGCAUAAAUUUAUUACUAGUCCACAGAGUUUUAAUAUUUUGAUGGUCCGGUUGGUCUAACACAGAGCCUAGCCGACUUUCCUUCUGUGAAGCCCUCCUGGUAGGACUUUUUUAAAGUACUGUACAUAUUUGCAAUUGCAUUGUGCAUAUAGAUUCUUAAUGGGUAAUUUCCUUUUGUCGGGCUACAAGGCAAACUGCAGAUCCCUCGUUUGUAAUGUAAAUGAUUGAAUACAUUUUGUUAAUAUGUUUUUAUUCCUAUGUUUUGCUAUUAAAAAAAUUUUAUAACAUUUCCAAGACAAAAAAAAAAAAAAUUACAAGUUGAUGCUUUGAACAACUUACGUAAUGGAAAUUUCACUAAACUAAUCCUUUUAGUUUAGGAGCUACUUGGGUUUUGACACUGGAGCUGCGCCGAGUAAGCAUCAGAAAUGGAGGAUGCUUAAAAAUUGCUACAUUGCUCAUCUUGGUUGGGGGUUUGGGUUGGGGGGGUUCCUCGGUUUUGAUUCCAUUUUUCUUUUCAAAUUUAAAAGCCUUAAAUGUACUGUAAGCCUCAGAUUGUCGUACAGCUGGAUCGCGAACGAUUGCCAGUCUGUGUACUGUGGUGUGGAGAGAGCACGGCGGUUGGCCACGGAAUAAAGAAUGCAUGGAUCAGAGCGUGA
Herpailurus yagouaroundi (jaguarundi) is the source of this 2067-nucleotide messenger RNA. It is a transcript of the gene ABHD17C, whose product is annotated as abhydrolase domain containing 17C, depalmitoylase. Lineage: Eukaryota; Metazoa; Chordata; Mammalia; Carnivora; Felidae. Gene Ontology annotation, cellular component: endosome membrane; plasma membrane. Gene Ontology annotation, molecular function: palmitoyl-(protein) hydrolase activity. The record is from RefSeq and is a predicted model, not a curated record. The transcript is spliced from 5 exons. The coding region runs from base 1 to 777 and encodes 258 amino acids. Gene Ontology annotation, biological process: regulation of postsynapse organization; protein depalmitoylation.